Molecule: messenger RNA, 8128 nt
Organism: Lymnaea stagnalis (great pond snail)
Lineage: Eukaryota; Metazoa; Mollusca; Gastropoda; Lymnaeidae
Source: the annotation of a GenBank genome assembly
AGAUUAGGACCAGACAUUUAAACUAUUCCCUAGGCUUGUCUUGUGUUGGUAACAGAAUUCACUGAGAAUGUCCCUUGUCAACUGAGAGGCGUGUCACGCUUUCAGUCUUCCUCUUGGAUUUCUAAUACAAAGAAUUUGAUGUGUCCAAUUCAACUGCUCUGUUUGUUUGAGCUGAUGUAGAGGAUUCAAGCAUAAUUAAUAUACGACAUUCGAAGAAAACUUGUUUAGACAUUUAUACUUUUUUUUUUAAUAGUAAAUACUACCACCUCCAUUAAAUAGACCAUUGUGUUAGCAAAUAAACAGCUGAUGCUAAGUUAGUUGUGUUAUCUUAAUUGGACUCACAUGUUUAGUUUCUAACCAUGUCACAGCAGAAGACUGACAUGGAAAGCAGCACAAGGUCAGCUGUUAAUAACAUUCAGUAUUCAUUUGUCUAUAACUGUUAGAUUUUAAAAUCCAAUUUGUUAAUGACAUAACCUCUGAUCAAUUGUAAGUUAAAAAAACAUGUUUAUCAGAUUGACAGGAGGAAUGAAUGGGAUGGGCUGGUGCAAUGGGAUACAUUAAAUAAAAUCUUCUCUAGUUAGAAACAAUAUUCUACAGUCAGAUACAAACUUCUAUAGUCAGAUACAAUCUUCUUUAAUCAGAUACAAUAUUCUAUCGUCAGAUACAAACUUCUAUCGUCAGAUACAAUCUUCUUUAAUCAGAUACAAUAUUCUAUAGUCAGAUACAAUCUUCUAUUGUCAGAUACAAUCUUCUUUAAUCAGAUACAAUAUUCUAUAGUCAGAUACAAUCUUCUAUUGUCAGAUACAAUCUUCUAUAUUCGGAUGAAAUCAUCUUUAGUCAGAGACAAUCUUCUGUAGUCAGAGUCAGUCUGAUUUAGUCAGAUACACUUUUAGUCAGAUACAAUCUUCUUUAGUCAGAUACACCUGUAGUCAGAUACAAUCUUCUAUCGUCAGAUACAAUUUUCUGUAGUCAGAUACAGACUCCUAUAGUAAAUUACAAUUCUCUACAGUCAGAUAGUUUUCAUUGUUUAAAAUAUAUUGUUUAAUGUUAAUUCCUUAGAAAUCCCAGCUCACCACCAAGUGAAAUGGGUAGAGAGAAGAAGAGCUUCAGUGUGGUCAAGUACCUGUUCUUUGGCUUUAAUAUUUUUGUGUGGGUAAGUGUAACCAUUUAACUUGAGAGUAGAACAGUAGCACAUUUCAAUCGGAGUACCAGAAGCUUAACACAGCGUAUGCAGAUUCUAUAUACUUGAUACAGCUUAAACAAAAAAGCAAAACUAUAUACUCUUCUGGGCCUGUUAAUAGAAUAAUAAACACUUUGGUGGAACCAGUUCUGAUUCUUGUAAAAAUAUUUUUAAAAAUAUCCAAUUUAACCUUCUCAUUUCAUUUGCCCCCUCUAGCUCCUAGGCUGUGGCGUCCUGGCAGUGGCCAUUUGGCUGUGGUCAUCUCGAGGUCCUAGCACAUCAGUCAUCCCAACACAUGCCUUCUUGAGUGCUUCCUCCCUGUGCAUCAUCUCUAGUAUCAUUAUUCUGGUCAUUGGAUUCAUGGGCUGCUGUGGAGCAUUCUUAGAGAAUCAGUGUCUUCUUAUAGGGGUAAGUUGGUUAGUGUCUGGUUAUAAGGGUAAGUUGGUUAUUGUCUUGUUAUAGGGGUAAUUUUGUAAGUUGGUUAUUGUCUUGUUAUAGGGGUAAUUUUGUAAGUUGGUUAGUGUCUUGUUAUAAGGGUAAGUAGGUUAGUGUCUUGUUAUAAGAGUAAGUAGGUUAGUGUUUGAUUAUAGUGGUAAGUUGUUGGUUAGUUGGUUAAUGUCUGAUUAUAAUUGUCAGUCAGACAGUUGUACUAAAUUUCAGUAAUAUGUAAGCCUAAAAUAAUAUAUUUAAUUAUUUAUCAGUUGAGCACAAAUAAAAUGUCAGAAAAUAAAUGAUGAACAAUUAAAUCUUGAUUUGCUUUGAAAAUGAAUCAUGUUAUUCAGUAAGUCCUACUCAAAAUGUGGGGUAAUAAAUCUGGCGUGAAAUGCACAUGAUCUGUGCUACCAAUAUAACAAAUAAUGUUUUUUUCUUCUUCUUCCCAGUAUUUUAUCUUAGUUUUGCUGGUGUUUGCUUUAGAGAUAACUGCUGGCUCCUUGGGAUUUGUUAUGAAAGACAAGGUAAUUAUAUAGAUCAAUAACUUGGCCACUUGGUUAGUCUCAUGAUAUAUUCACAGUUGACCCUGUCAUACAUGACAUAUGUACAGUUGACCAUGUCAUAAAUGACAUGUACAGUUGACCAUUUCAUACAUGACAUGUACAGUUGACCCUGUCAUACAUGACAUAUGUACAGUUAACCCUGUCAUACAUGACAUAUGUACAUUUUAUCAAAGCUAUAUAGCUGUGAGGUUACAGGACUUGAAACUUAUCAGGAGCAGAAUUUAUUCAUUGUCAUCCUGCUUCCAUGUCACAACAGGCGACCAGAAGUAGGUCUUCCAUUGGGUGUAGGAACCAAUUUCUGUAAAAACUCAAAUAAAUAAUCAUUUGCUACCAACAUUAGUCACAAUCGACAAAAGUCACAAUCAACAUAAGUCACAUUCAAGUUACAAUCAACGUAAGUCACAAUCAACAUAAGUUACAAUCAACAUACCUAUUAUGGAAAGUUAAAAAAAAAAUCACCAAUUUUAAUCUGUUAAGUCAUGCAUGUAAGACAGUUCACAUCAUCAUUUAAAUAUAAUAUAGUAAGAGAUUCAGUAGAGGUGCCUACUGUAUGCAGUUCUUUUUCUUCUGGUUAUUGAUUGGAUCAUUAGAAACACAACAACAGGGCAAAGACUCAGGUACAGUAGUCACCUUUCAGGAAACUUAUAAGAUUUGUACAGUCCAGAUUACCUUGCACACCAUUCUCAGAACUACACCACAAUGCUAAUCAAAACAUCUGACAGCUUACAAGAGCUGAUUAAAUGCAAUUGUGGAGAACAAAAAUCAUUAACACGAAUACAGCUAACACUUGCAGUGGUCCAGUAUACCUGGAGAAAUACCACUUGAAGAAGUAAAUUCAUUCACAUAUCUCGUAAACAUCAUUAGUGAUGGCACACAAAAGAAUACUUCAUCAGUAAUUUUUUGAUCCCUCCCAUUCAAACAAUGGCAUUAUUAGAUGUGUUAUCGACCUAUUACAUUAAGCAUUGGCAGAUUUGAAUUAUCUUUUAACAGCUUAGCUGAAAUUAGAAAUGAGUUAUUUUACAACUUGGUCCAAAGACAUGUUUGUCUCAAGAAAAGAGGUAAUUGUUUCAUGUUUGUUGGGUCAUUUCUAUUGGAUAAAAUUUUAAAUAUCAUAAUUGUGACAUUACUUUAAGAACAUUGAAACUUUGAAAUAAUGUCCUUGUCUGGUGGUGUUAAAACAAAAAUGUUGCUGUACAUCAAGUAAUUUUAUUCAGGUCUCUUACAAAAACGUUUAAGAACAUUUCAAAUUAUAACACACACAGGUCAGAGGUGUUAUCCACAGUGAGUUGUCUGGUGGGAUACGCUAUGAUUACAGGACAGAGGUUCAGAUUGAGCACCAGUCUAAGAAUAGCUCCCUGUACGACAAGGACUCUAAAGGCUGGUCCACAUCUUUAGAUGCCCUCCAACGAGAUGUAAGUUGGAAUCUUGUUAAACCUUACACCGAAUUAUCAGUUUGAAUAUCAAAAGAAGGAAUAACUGUAACCAAUGUAGCUUACAAUAUUAGGUCAGUCUGUCUCUGUAUGUUUACCUGCGAUAAUUGUUUUGACCGUGUUCGAUUUCAAUGAUGACCAGCUGCAGUGUUGUGGAGUGGACAACCACACAGACUGGUACAACAUUCAGGCCUGGCCUGAUGAACAGAAGGUGCCCGAGUCUUGUUGUGUUGUGCCAUCGACCCAGUGUGGAUAUGGAGAUGUUUCUCAGUGGUAUCAGAGGGUACGUUUGCAUCUAUGAUAUUGUAGUCGUUUGACUUUGUAUCAAAGGGUAUGUUUGCACCUAUUGUAGUAGUGUCUCAAAGGGGAUACCUAUGUUUGCACCUGUAGUAGUUGAGAUGUACAUAAAGUGGACACUUCAUUUUGUUUAAAAACUUUGCCUGGAAGAUGUAAUAAACAAUAAAUUUUAAUAGAUUUGUAUUUUCAAUAACAACAAUUGUGAAAAAAAAAGUGGUUUGUAACAUUACAUAUGAUUUCUUUUAUAUCCAAAAUAAAAUAUAAUAUAAGGAAUUUGGAAACUGUUCCCAAAGCCAUAGUCACGGUUGAUACAAUUUUCCAUAGGGUUGCCUUGAAGAGAUGGAGUAUUGGUUUACCAAGAACAUGUACAUUCUUGGUGUUACAGGCAUAACUAUUGGCUCUAUCCAGGUAAUUUUGAUAUAAUUAGAGUUGGAAUAAUCAUUGGGUGUGUGCAGGUAACGUUGAAAUGGCUAGAGUUAAUGACAUUUCUAGGGGUAAUGUUGGACAAUACAGAGCUUAUGUCAACAUAGCUAGUAGUUAUGUUGACAUAGCAAGAUGUAAUGUUGGCUUGGGUAGAGGUCAUGUUUAUCUGGUUUGUUUAGAUACAUUAAUUAAUAUUGUAUAGCAGUAUCAAAUGUUUGAAUGUGGGUCAUAAAUAUUAAAAAAAAAAAAAUAUCUGAUAUAUUUAGUUUGAAUAAAUAAGUAAACUUUUUAGUUGUCAAAUUUUCUCAUUUCUGUUUUUUUAAAAAUAAACAGCACUGCCACAUGGUACAAUAAGAAAGCCUUUCUGUUUAAUUUUGUUAUGCAGUCAAACCAUUUAGACAUAUUUUUGAAAAGAAUCUUAAAAAAUUCCAGAUUCUGGCGAUGGUGGCAGCCAUAGCACAGUUUUGCUACAUCCGUAGUAAGAGAUUUCCGUUGUAACUGAGCCGUCAGCCAUUAAUUUUCUUAGAAGGACUCUCCAGUGUUUAGAGGUCAAGACUGCAUUUACCAAAUGAAUGUAGGACAUUCCUAGUCCCUAUACACAACUCUACACAAGCUGCUGUUUUAUCAAAACUCUCAAAGUCCUCAGACUACUGUGCUGAUGGAAUUUGGACAUGGGCAUUUAUAUUUGAAAUGUAUUAUUGUUGAUUUUAAUUUAUGUAUGUGUUAAGCAUACUAUUAUUGAGAUGACUGUUUCUGUUUUGAUGUAUAUAGUUGUUUUCAUGGAUUUUUUAUAUAGAGAUAAAUGUGUCUGUUCAUUUUUAUAGAUGUGAUUGUGUCUGUCGUGAGGUAUACAAAUAUUGAAAUGAUUGCUGGCAUGGAUAUAAUUAUUGAAACAAUGGAUUUAAUGGAUAUUAUUAUAGUUUAGAGAUGAUUGUAUCUGUUGUAAUGGAUAUUAUUAUUGAUAUGAUCAUCAGUUGUUGAUAAUUAACACUAUUAACACUAAAAUUUAUGUUAUCUUACCACGAGUUGUCAAAACAACUGAACGUUUCUAAUGCCAUCAUGAUCUUAAGCCCCAUUUUGAAAUCAUAUCUUUCUGACAUGAAGGUUGAACCUAACUUUGUAUAUUGAGAUAUACAAUCAUAAACCGUGACAACCAGGCUAAAUAUGAGAAUGAAACAAGUAUACAAGUACAUGAAUUAUUUGAAAGUUUUUGAAAUAUUCUGCUGCUGAAUUUCUAAUUUUUAUGUGAGAAUGUUGUAUUAUAAAGCUAUUUUAUAUUUUAACUCCACAGCAUCCAAUAUUUCCUUUAUUCAUACACUCCAACCUCUGGGAGUUGAAACCCUGUACAAAAGCUUCCAAAACUUCUGUACAAUAAUUUAAAACCCUGUACACAAAAAAUUAAAAUCUAGAAUAAUUGCGACAGCAGUAAUUAUUUUUAUUGGUGUAAAUAUCAGUUAUACUUUUACAUACUAGCAGUAAUUUCCCCUAGCAAUCCCUACUUAACAGGUGUUAAUUUAUUUCAUUGUAAAGUAGAUGUCAUUGUGUCACCAUUUUGUCUGUUUCUACUUUCAGUUUGUUUAUUUAUGUGUGGGUUGAUCAUUCCAUCUGCAUUGCUGUGAGGCAAGGUUAAGUUGGUAUAUUACAGUACUGAGAUGGAAAAUGAAAUCUUGCCAGUUUUUUCAAGUUUUGAUGCCCCAAUAAUCCCUAGGAAUUUUGUGACCUCGUCAGUUUAGAAAUAAGUUGAACUAUUUAAUUUUAGUUAACUACAACUGUUUAAUAGCUUUCAUCCAGCUGGAUAGAAUAAUUACUAUAAAACUGGUUUAUAUAAAAUCCUUACAGAUUGGCAUGCAAAUUUGAAAUUUAUAUGUUUUGAUAAUUGAAUUAAUCUGAAAGUUUUGCCAUAGCGAAUAUUAAAAAUUUUAUUAGAUCGCCAAACUCCAUUUUUCUAUUGAUUUAUUUAAUUUGAAUUUUAUAAAAAUAUCUAAAUUGAAAGUUUUUUAUGUUGAUGUAUUUAUAAGCUGUUGAAAGUGCAAAUGUACUAAAAGUUAAUUCAAAUUUCUUAUUUAAGUAAGAUUGUUAUGAAAUUUUUUUAAAUAACGAAUUAUUAUGAAACAAAUUGUUGCAGCAUUUAAAAUGACGAAUAUUUUUACUGGUUUUCUGGUGGAAUAUAAUUUGGGCACGUCGCACAGUUGGCUGGAAUUUACUGUGAAGAUUUGUAAUGGUCAACAAGUGUAUUUUAAACUUAUUUUUUUUAAUGGUAUGCAUUUUUUAAAGUCAGAAUUUUAUACAGUUUUAGUAGUCACUAACUUGAUUGAUUUGCCUGUUUGUACCCAAAGGAGCCUGUUACUUAUUAAAAAUCAAUUUUAAAUCAUAUUUGUUGUCAAGAAAAGUCAAAACGAUAAAUUUAUAUUGAUAACCUCAGCCAACAAUUUUAAGCAGGAUGAAUGUACUUGAUGUGUACAGUUUGUCUCUUGAUGAGCACACGUUGUUCCAUGAUGUGAACACAUUGGUUCAUAAUGUCCACCCAUUGUUUCAUGAUAUCCUCUCAUUGGUUCAGGAAGUAUUAAUAUUGAAUGGUUGUGACUGGACUGAUUAUUUCCUCUAUACUAAUUUGAUAUGUGAUGUACAUUAAAAAUGGCAUUUUUGUUAAAUAUUAUCUACAUUUCUAGAUCCACAUUUCCAGAUCCACAUUUGUAGUUCAACAUCCACAUUAUUAGUAUCAUGGCUACUUUUGUAUAUUUGCUGCAGGAAGAUCUUAUUGUCAGCUUUUUCCACUUGAUAUUUUUUAACUUUUCAUUUUCCAUGAACAUACGAUUCGUUUAUUUGAUUGGCACAGUAAAAAAAAAAAAAAAAAUUACAAUGAUCUUGAAUAUUCCAUUGAAAUCUGAAAGGGCAUCAAGUCUAAUCAGAAACAGUUGAUCACACCCUGAAUGUUUAGACUCAGGUGUGAAGUGAUCAAAUUCAACCUUCAAAAUGUCCAUGGUUGGCUGUUGGAAACAUCUGACAAUUUGUAAGGCUAAAAAAUUCUCCAUCAGAAGCCUUUAAAACAACAACGCUAUUCCAUCUUUUUCUGAUGAGGACACACUAAUGAACAAAAUAAAUUACUGUUGCCUCACCUCAUUCUAUGUCUUAUUUUGUGUCAUAGAUUUAAAGUUAGACUAGUUAAGAGAUGUUCCAGUAAAGAGAGUGAAACAAUGCUGUCUUUUUUGCACACAUGCUUUUUGUCAUCUUAUUUCUGGGUAAUGGGUGGCACGACUGUCACAUCAGGUAUGCAGAUAAGGAAGCUUCACCACUGGCUCUUGGAGAUUGAUGGAAGCUGAUGAUAUAUUUCAGAUAUCAAAUAGCCUUGCCCUCAUUUAGUACAUCAGAAAUUGUAGAAUUUAAGAGAAACGUUCACAUUAGUCCUUUUGUUCAUAUUAUUCAGGGAUUCUUAACCUGUGUUUCAUGAGAUGGUAAAAAAGGUGUCAGGGUGAACUGCAUUUCCUUUUGUAAUUUGAUUAAAUGCAUUUAAAAACUUUAUUUUUAGAAAGGGUCUGUUGCCUUCAAUUGACUGGCCAACAGGUCCAUACAAAAUAAUUUGACAUUUAUCUUCUUAACCUGCUCUAUAUCAUUCCUCCAUUGGGCAAUGUGUCAACAAUUUUUGAGAGACUUAUCUUAAAUGAAAUGUAAUUUCUGGAUGAGAAAUUUUCUCUUACCAGUUAAGUUUUAGUUGAAGUAUUUUUAGUAGAGAAUUUUGGGUGUGGAGCAGACGAGGGAUAAAUAUAAUUAAUUAUUAUUUUUGUGCCUUAGUUCAGCGUUUCAUG